AUGGCCAAGAUCGGUCGGGUGGCUCUUCAACUAAGAGAGUUUACACCUGAAGACUCAGAGCUGUUCUUCAGCAUUGCCGACCGCAGCUUCCACGCAGCCGGCAUCACUUCCGAGGUGACAAAGUUCGGACACAUAUGUGGCAAGCUCUCCAAGUCGAAGCACGCCGUCGAGGUGAGAGACAUCAUUCUCAAUCCACCACUGGAGAACCCUUACACUCACCUGAAGACGGAGCUCAUUAAACGCCUCAGCUCCUCUCAGCAAAAGAAGACGAGGAGACUGUUGAAGGGCGCGGAAAUGGGAGACAUGAAACCGUCUCAAUUUCUGCGUCACCUAAGCAAUCUGGCAGGAGCCGGCUUUCCUGACGACACACUACGGACACUAUGGAUAACAUGCCUCCCGGCCGACGCCCAGGCGUUGUUGGCCACACAACGCAAUUCUGCUCUUGAGGAUGCCGCAGAACUCGCCGACCAAAGGAUUCAGAUUCUGAAGUCGAGGAUCCCACCAGGCGCACCACAGAUCACAGAGACAUGCGCCCACGGCAUUGAGACACUCGUCAGCCUCAAACUCUCUCAGUUAGCUCUCCCUUGA
This is a messenger RNA of Diachasma alloeum, 588 nucleotides long. RefSeq lists its product as uncharacterized. The transcript has a single exon. Lineage: Eukaryota; Metazoa; Arthropoda; Insecta; Hymenoptera; Braconidae. The coding region runs from base 1 to 588 and encodes 195 amino acids. The record is from RefSeq and is a predicted model, not a curated record.